AUGGUGGCCGAGAAAGAUAAGCCCAUAAAAAGACCAGAUGGCCGUUACGACAACGUCGAUUUCACAAAAGCAAUCGACUUCAAGCUUCCAACUGUAAAAGCAAGCUAUUUACGGCGGGAUGUGCUUCUCUUUGCCAAUGCAAUAGGCUGUACAAAAGACGAGCUUCACUUCCUCUACGAACUCCACCCCAACUUCUCCUGCUUCCCCACCUUCCCUAUAAACCUUCCUUUCAAACAAACAGACCAAGAUGUCUACGACUUUUUCGCCCGCGCGCUCGUGACCGAUGUUCCCGGCGUGCCGGCUUUCGACCCGCAACGCUCGGUUGACGGCGAGCGCGGCAUCGAGAUCCUGCAACCUAUACCCGUGUCGAGCGAAAAUCUUGACCUAGAAAUCAGUCCUGAGAUCGUGGGCGUGUACGACAAGGGCGGGAAUAUGAUUCAAGAAAUGGUGCAGAGCAUGGUUGACCGGAAGAGCGGGAAGGUGUUUGCGAAGAUGACGAGCAAAGCGUUUGGAAUUGGGCAAGGAGGAUACGGGGGCCCGCCAGGGCCAAAGACUGUGAAUUAUACGCCGCCAGAUAGGAGGCCAGAUGCCGUGCAUGUUUUUCAGACGACUCAGGAAACAACGCUGCUGUACCGGCUGUGUGGAGACUAUAACCCUAUACAUGCGGAUGAUGAAUUUGCGCAGCAGGGAGGGUUCAAGGGCGCCUUUCUGCAAGGCUUGGGCACGUGGAACAUUGCUGCUCACGGGGUGCUGAGAGAGCUGGGUGGGAGAGAGGCGGGGAGGUUGAAGAGUGUUAAAGCAAGGUUUGCGAAGGUUGUAUAUCCCGGGGAUACAUUGGAGACGAGGAUGUGGAAGGUUGAUGAGAAGACGGUGGAUGGGAAAUUUUUGGAGGAGGUUAUCUUCCAGACAGUUGUGCAGGAAGAUGGAAGGGUAGUGCUGAGCAAUGGAUUUGUGGAGUUGUGGAAGAAGGGGUUGCAGAGUAAAUUGUAG
This is a messenger RNA of Didymosphaeria variabile, 990 nucleotides long. RefSeq lists its product as uncharacterized. Gene Ontology annotation, cellular component: peroxisome. The record is from RefSeq and is a predicted model, not a curated record. NCBI's taxonomy places the organism in Eukaryota, Fungi, Ascomycota, Dothideomycetes, Pleosporales, Didymosphaeriaceae. The transcript has 2 exons. The coding region runs from base 1 to 990 and encodes 329 amino acids.